Aspergillus melleus is the source of this 1791-nucleotide messenger RNA. Its product is annotated as putative amino acid permease. The coding region runs from base 1 to 1791 and encodes 596 amino acids. The transcript has 10 exons. The record is from RefSeq and is a predicted model, not a curated record. NCBI's taxonomy places the organism in Eukaryota, Fungi, Ascomycota, Eurotiomycetes, Eurotiales, Aspergillaceae. Gene Ontology annotation, cellular component: membrane. Gene Ontology annotation, molecular function: transmembrane transporter activity. Gene Ontology annotation, biological process: transmembrane transport.
AUGUCUCAGCAGCACUCGGACCUGAUUGUCGAUGGCGACGCCCCGCCGGCAUACGGGGAAGAAACCAGGAGUACCACCGAGUCUCAGGACGAUGCGGCGUUAUUGAGGACCAUGGGCUAUAAGCCCGUCCUCCAUCGGACUUAUUCAUUGUUCGAGAACUUUGCAACCACGUUUGCCGCUCUUUACUUCGUCGGAGGUGUUCGCGUUACUUUUAGUACCGGUAUCGCUGCGGGUGGUAACUUGGCUUACUGGACGAGUUACAUCGUGACGGUGGUUUUCACCUUCAUCACGGCUGCAGUCAUCGCAGAAGUCUGCUCUGCUUCGCCAUCCGCCGGCUCCAUCUAUCUCUGGGCUGCCGAAGCUGGCGGUCCUCGAUUUGGUCGACUACUUGGCUUCAUCGUCGCCUGGUGGAGUACGACAGCAUGGACAACAUUCUGUGCGAGUAACACGCAGGCAGCGGUCAACUACAUGCUUUCGGAACUGACGGUUUUCAACGUCGACUUUCCCACUGAUACCUCUUCGGUCAAGUUUCGCGCUGUGCAGUGGAUUUGUACUGAGAUUCUGCUUGCAUUGGCUGCGCUUCUCAACUUUAUGCCGCCCCGGUAUUUCAAAUGGGUGUUCUACUUUUCUUCCGUCAUCGUUCUCUUGGAUUUCUUCCUGAACGUCAUCUGGCUCCCUAUUGGUGCUCACAACACAUGGGGAUUCCGGACCGCCGAAGAGGCGUUCAUGUCCACCUACAACGGCACAGGUGCACCUCCGGGCUGGAACUGGUGUUUGUCCUACCUGGCCACAGCCGGUAUCCUGAUCGGAUUCGACGCCUCGGGCCACGUCGCCGAAGAAACCAAGAACGCCUCCGUCACCGCAGCACGUGGUAUCUUCUGGAGUACCGUAGUCAGUGGAAUUGGUGGUCUGGCUACCAUCAUCUUGUUCCUGUUCUGUGCCCCUAACCCUGAAACUCUCUUCUCCUUCGGCUCCCCCCAACCGUUUGUCCCUCUCUACGCUGUCGUCCUGGGCAAAGGCGGCCACAUCUUCAUGAACAUCAUCUGCGUCGUUGCCCUCUGGCUUAACACAGCCGUAGCCAUCGUCGCUGCCUCCCGUCUUGUCUUCGCCGUCGCCCGUGACGGCGUCCUCCCCUUCUCCGGCUGGGUCUCGCGCGUCCACCACGGCCAGCCCCGUAACGCCGUGACCGUCGUCUGGGGCGUUGCCGCGCUCAUCACCUGCACACUGCUCCCGUCCGACGUGGCCUUCACGUCACUGGUCUCCGCCGCGGGUGUGCCCAGCGCCGCCGCCUACGGCCUCAUCUGUCUCGGCCGGCUCUUGUGCACUCCGUCGCGCUUCCCCAAGCCCAAAUGGAGUCUCGGGCGACUGAGCAAGCCGUUCCAGUUCAUUGGCGUCUUCUGGAACGGAUGGGUCGUGGCUGUUUUGUUCUCGCCAUAUGAGUGGCCUGUCACGGGGGCGAAUCUGAACUACGCCCCCAUUAUCAUGGCCGCAGUUACCAUCUUCGCCAUCAUCUCCUACCUCGUCAUGCCCGAGGAAGCCUGGCUCCCUCGCAACCGCAUCUCGCAUUUCAUCGACAGCAAGGGCGUGACCGAGACCGUCGAAGAGGUGGAUGUUGGUCGGAGACCACUCACCUCGCCGUCUCCGCCGUCGGGAGAUGCACGGGACGGAACUGAACCCGUGAAUGUCGAUGCCAGUGGAUCCAGCGCUGCUGUUGCUGAUCAUGCUGCUUCUGAGUCAGGGGAGAGGCGGAGGAAGGGAACAACUGCUGGGGUGAGUGGUAGUGAUGAGUGA